AUGGAGAGCGAUUCAUCGCCGUCUAACUGUUCAACCAAAUAUUCCUUAGCAGACUUUAAAACCGAGGCCUUGGUCCUUGUAGGAGUCAACAUCAGCACCAGUCUUCUAGGAAUACUUGGUAAUUUGCUGGUUUGUUUAGCAGUGUUCACAACCCAAGGCUUGACAUCAAGCUUCCACUAUUUCAUCUCAAGUCUCGCCUUAGCCGACCUAGCCAUUGCGCUUGUGGAUCAGCCUCUUUUAGUCGCUCUGUUAAUCAGUCGCAUUGAGUCAAAAUGUCUUCUCAGAGUUGAUUUCGCUUUCCGUUUAGUUGGCAACUUCGCGUGCGCAGUCGCCUUAUUGACAUUGGCGUUAAUUGCAAUGGAUCGAUGCUUGUUCGUUGCAAACAAAUUCAACUAUAAGAAUACUAUGACACGUGGAAAGAAAAUCGUUUUGGUCAUUGUGUGGGUCUUGGCUUGUGUGUAUUCAGCAUUGCGACUUACUGUCGAUAAGAAAAUCACAUCUUAUCUCACCACAGCGGUAUUUGGGUUUUGUUACGUUGAAAUGAUUGUAUGUUACGUCGUGGUUUACUAUCAAGUUUUUAAACAGCGUAAAAUACUGGCUGACUCGCGACACCGAAACACACGGAACAAUACUACAGAGAAUUUACAAGACCAGACCGAGAGCAAUUCUACAGAGAGACGGUUUGCUCGCACCAUAGUAAUGGUUCUUGUUGUUUUCACAGCUGGAUGGUCUUUUCUUUUCUACCUUCGAUUAA
This is a messenger RNA of Porites lobata, 754 nucleotides long. NCBI's taxonomy places the organism in Eukaryota, Metazoa, Cnidaria, Anthozoa, Scleractinia, Poritidae. The record is from the annotation of a GenBank genome assembly.